AUGUUUAUACGGCUUAUUCGAUGUCCUAUAUCAUUUUUUGAUACAAAUCCAGUUGGUCGAAUAUUGAAUCGUUUUACAAGCGAUGUUGCUACAAUGGACGAUUCUUUACCAAUGACUGUAUUUGAAUUUCUUGCAUGUUUAUCUCAAAUUUUAGGUACAAUUAUUCUAGUUGGUUUAAUCAAUUUAUGGUCAUUCAUUCCAGCAAUUAUUGCUUCAAGUGGCAUGCUCUUUUUGAGAUAUCGAUUUGCUUCAUGUUCUCGUGAUUUAAAACGACUUGUAGGAACUACACGAAGUCCUGUUUAUUCACAAUUAACAUCAACUAUUCAUGGACUGAAAGUUAUUCGAUCAUAUCAUGCUGAAAAUAUUUCUUCUAAACAAUUUCAUUCACAUCUUGAUAAUAAUACACGAGUUAUCUAUUUGAUGGCAACCUUGAAUAGAUGGUCAGCGAUGCGUUUUCAUUGGAUAUCUCUAAUAUUCAUUCCUUUAGUUAUUACACUUGCUAUAAUUCUUCGUAUGAGUCAACAUCACUUUUCAACUUUAGAAACCGCACUCACAUUUACCUAUAGUAUCAGUUUAAUGGGCCUUUUUCAAUGG
Rotaria sp. Silwood1 is the source of this 594-nucleotide messenger RNA. Lineage: Eukaryota; Metazoa; Rotifera; Eurotatoria; Philodinida; Philodinidae. The record is from the annotation of a GenBank genome assembly.